AUGACUUCAUGGGACACUGGCGCAGGACUUGAGAUGGAUAUCCCCUUUCGUGAACUUGGUACUUUGGAACGCUUCUAUAUUGCUCGCAAUAAUCUCAAAUUUUUCAACUCCAGCACUGUCACUGCCAUCUACCAGCUCCCUGCCUCUCUAUCUAAACAAUCACUUCUUAAUCUCCCAUAUUUCAAAGCGCUCAUCUACAAAUCCGUCGCCUCAACUAUCCUUGCUCAUCCUUUCCUCUCUGUCAGCAUAGAGGGGGAAUCUUCAGCAAACCCUCGAUGGAUCCAUCUCUCAAGAAUCAAUCUCAGCAAGGUCGUUCAAUUCGUCCAUGUGAAUCCAGAGAAUGGGAUUGAAACAUUCAUUGAAGAAGGUCUUCAGAGAGGGUUUGAGAAUGAAGCGGAAGGCAAAGGUCCUCUCUGGAGGGUCUUCAUGGCUUCUCCAGGGUUCACUGAUGAAACCAACAGAGCUACUGCACCGGGAGACCAAGACAUAAUCAAUUUGGCAGUUGGCUUCUUCUUCCACCACGCAAUCUGCGACGGACUAUCAGGCGCCAGUUUUCAUAAAACUUUCCAAUCACAUCUCAACUCUCUCCUCGCGAGUGCCACUCUAUCAGACUUUGGCUCGAAAUGCGUGAAUCCUACAACUAUAGAAACACUAUUGGAGGUGCCUAGGCAGCUCCUACCGCCAAAUAUGGAAGAAGCCAUCAACCUAACUACAUCCAUCUCCUUCCUUCUUCGACGGCUCUUCUUGGCCGUUCUGUAUCCUACAGACCGUCUAAAAUGGACAGGUCCGCUCAUCCCGCAGAACAUCCCGCCUCGGCGACUGGCCCGCAUAAAAUCAUUCUCUCUGGAUUCUGAAGUAACAGAGAAGCUAGUCACGAGAUGUCGAAAAGAGAAAACGACCAUUACCGCACUUACGACUGUGCUACUGGCGAGAGAAUCGGCGCAAAUCUUUGCAACUGAGAAGUCUAGCAGGUUUGAGGUUCCAAUCGCUAUUUCAAUGAGAAGGUUUGCUGUAGCGCAUAGCGGUGUCACUGAUGAUACUAUUGGCGUAUAUGUCUCGGCCGCAAAACCCAUAUUUUCUUGCGAGAACCCAACGCCAAGGGGGUAUAUUUCUUGUUGCUCUCCCUCAUCGCCUGGGUUAGAAGGAAGUGACGAACAACUAUGGGAUUCCGCGCGUGAAACCAGACAAUACAUAGCAACGGCUACAAAUUCUCCCGCAGAUCAGGAUAUUGGGGCACUGAAGUUGGUCCGCGAUUUCCAGAAGUAUUUCACUGGCUUACUUGGUGGAAAGAGGCAGAGUGCUUUUUUGCUUACGAAUUUGGGGGUUGUUGAGGGCACUAGUGGUGAUCGCGAUCUCACUGCCAAGGCAACCCUUAGCAAGCUGUUCUUCGCGAACAUGCCGUCAAUGUAUGAUGGACCUCUUUUGCUUGCUAUGGCGACAGUAAAAGGAGGAGAUAUGACUCUUUGUCUCGGCUCUGAAAGGGGCGUUAUAAGGGAGGACCAUGUCAAUAUUAUUAGGAACAAUUUGGAACAUCGACUUAGAAGCAUUGCGAAUGAAUAA
Molecule: messenger RNA, 1560 nt
Organism: Botrytis sinoallii
Lineage: Eukaryota; Fungi; Ascomycota; Leotiomycetes; Helotiales; Sclerotiniaceae
Exons: 2
Coding region: 1-1560 (519 amino acids)
Molecular function (GO): N-acetyltransferase activity
Source: RefSeq, a predicted model, not a curated record